Molecule: messenger RNA, 1002 nt
Organism: Uranotaenia lowii
Lineage: Eukaryota; Metazoa; Arthropoda; Insecta; Diptera; Culicidae
Exons: 1
Coding region: 1-1002 (333 amino acids)
Biological process (GO): DNA integration
Molecular function (GO): nucleic acid binding
Source: RefSeq, a predicted model, not a curated record
AUGCAUCGCCGUGAAUUACCGUCUGGGCCUUGGGAAGAUCUAGCCAUUGAUUUUCUUGGCCCCCUGCCGGAAGGACAGUUUCUGUUUGUCGUUGUGGAUUUGUACAGCAGAUAUUUUGAGGUUUGCGAAAUGGAAACAAUUACAGCAGAAAGCACAAUACGAGAGCUUACAGCAAUGUUCAGCCGAUUUGGUGUUCCUUUGACUUUGACAGCAGAUAAUGCUCCUCAAUUAACUAAAGAUUGCGAAGAGUUUUCUCAAUUUUGUUCUAAUUACGGUAUCAAGCUAAUCAAUACGAUUCCAUAUUGGCCCCAAAUGAACGGGGAAGUAGAACGGCAGAACCGAACAAUUCUCAAAAGACUGAGAAUUGCUCAGGAGCUGGGACAAGACUGGCGGAAAGAGCUGCAAAAGUUUUUGUUAUCAUACCGAGCCUCAAAUCAUACUACAACGGGUCGUUCCCCAGCUGAGUUGAUGUUCGGGCAUAAAAUACGAACGAAGCUUCCUCAAAUUUCCAGAUCCAUACUUGAAGAUGAAGCCAUGCGUGAUUUUGACAGAAUCAAUAAGGAGAAAGGUAGACAGUACAGCGAUCAAAGAAGAGGGGCUCAGGAAAGUGGCAUCAAAAAGGGCGAUAUAGUACUUACAAAACGAAUGAAAAAAGAGAACAAAUUGAGUACUGAAUACGUCAAUGAACCCUUCAUCGUUAGAAGCAAAGUGGGUGCAGAUACUUGCAUUGAAUCCAUGGAAACGGGUAAAACAUUUCGUAGAAACGCAGCCCAUUUAAAAAAGGUCGAGGAUAACAACGACCAAGUCAAUUUGAAUAACAGUAAUCAGGAACAAGAAUCUCUGAAUACACCGGAAUGUCUUACGUAUCCGUUAAACACAACAAAUGAGCAAGCUACAGAUCCACAACCAGAAGACGAACAGGCAGGGCCAUCAAAAGGUCGGAAGCGUGCGGAGCCCUCGUGGUUUAGUGAUUACGUGCCACACUUCAUCAAGAAAGGUUAA